GCCGCGAGAGGCUGGGCGCGGCGCGAUCCGCUCAGCCCGGGGCUCCAGCCCGCUCUCCCGUGUCUCUGCCGGCCCUCCCCUCACCCGCUGCAGCGCCAAGGCCAGGAGACCCUCGCGGGCCGGCUGCCAGAACCCGCUAGGCACAGCUCGCGGACCUCGCCAGCUCCGUCCGAUCCGCUCAUUGAGAGCCGGGUCUUUUACCGGAGCCCAGACCCCACGCCUUCUCCAGCUCGGAGCCCCGGGCAGCGCCAUGGAGAAGAGCGGCGAGACCAACGGCUACCUAGACAGCACCCAGGCGGGGCCCGCGGCGGGGCCCGGCGACCCCGGGACAGCGGCCGGACGCGCGCGGCGCUGCGCCGGCUUCCUGCGGCGCCACGCGCUGGUGCUGCUCACGGUGUCCGGCGUGGUGGCGGGCGCCGGCCUGGGCGCGGCGCUGCGUGGGCUCAAGCUGAGCCGCACACAGGUCACCUACCUGGCCUUCCCCGGCGAGAUGCUGCUCCGCAUGCUGCGCAUGAUCAUCCUGCCGCUGGUGGUCUGCAGCCUGGUGUCGGGCGCCGCCUCCCUCGACGCCAGCUCUCUCGGGCGCCUGGGCGGCAUCGCCAUCGCCUACUUCGGCCUCACCACACUAGGCGCCUCCGCUCUCGCCGUCGCUUUGGCGUUCAUCAUCAAGCCUGGAUCUGGCGCGCAGACGCUACAGUCCAGCGACCUGGGUCUGGAGGAGACGGGGCCCCCACCAGUCCCCAAAGAGACAGUGGACUCGUUCCUCGAUCUGGCCAGAAACCUGUUUCCCUCAAAUCUUGUGGUUGCAGCUUUCCGUACGUAUGCAACCGACUACAGAGAGGUGACUCACCACACGAGCGCUGGAAACAUAACCCGUGAAAAGAUCCCCAUUGGCACCGAAAUUGAAGGGAUGAACAUUUUAGGAUUGGUCCUUUUUGCCCUGGUGUUAGGAGUGGCCUUGAAGAAACUCGGCUCUGAAGGAGAAGAGCUCAUUCGUUUUUUCAAUUCCUUCAAUGAGGCGACGAUGGUGCUGGUGUCAUGGAUUAUGUGGUACGUACCUGUGGGCAUCAUGUUCCUGGUUGGAAGCAAGAUUGUGGAAAUGAAGGACAUCAUCGUGCUGGUGACCAGCCUGGGGAAAUACAUCUUCACAUCUAUACUGGGCCAUUUUAUUCACGGAGGAAUUGUUCUGCCACUUAUUUAUUUUGUCUUCACGAGAAGAAAUCCAUUCAGGUUCCUCCUGGGCCUCCUCACACCAUUUGCAACAGCAUUUGCCACGUGCUCCAGCUCAGCAACCCUGCCCUCUAUGAUGAAGUGCAUUGAAGAAAACAAUGGUGUAGACAAGAGGAUCAGCCGGUUCAUCCUCCCCAUCGGGGCCACUGUGAACAUGGACGGCGCAGCCAUCUUCCAGUGUGUGGCCGCGGUGUUCAUCGCCCAGCUCAACAAUGUGCAGCUGAAAGCAGGGCAGAUUUUCACCAUUCUAGUGACGGCCACAGCGUCCAGCGUUGGAGCAGCAGGCGUGCCAGCUGGAGGGGUCCUCACCAUCGCCAUUAUCCUGGAGGCCAUUGGGCUGCCCACUCAUGACCUCUCUCUGAUCCUGGCUGUGGACUGGAUUGUGGACCGCACCACCACCGUAGUGAACGUGGAGGGCGAUGCCCUGGGUGCCGGCAUCCUCCACCACCUGAAUCAGAAGGCGAUGAAGAGAGGGGAGCAGGAGCUGAGCGAGGUCAAAGUGGAGGCCGUCCCCAACUGCAAGUCGGAGGAGGAGACGUCGCCGCUGGUGACACACCCAAACCCCGCUGGCCCUGCAGCCAGCACCCCCGAGUCCAAGGAGUCGGUUCUGUGAUGGGGCUGGGCUUCCAGCUCACCUGCCGAGGAAGCCCGCCCUGUCGGUCUGACCGCCAGACCUGGGCACCGCCCCCGCCGACUUUUAGCCUCCCGAGCAAUGCUUUGGCCCAGUCACCGGUUUGAGGAUUAUUUCUCAGGACAGGCAUUGGGCUUCCCAGCGGGAACUGGUUCCCGAGGACCGGGACACUCUGACAUUUGGCUUGACCGUGUCCAGGUGCAACUGUGUGUACCCAGGCUCUGUUUGGAAACACACCCUCGAGCUGCCAGGC
Hippopotamus amphibius kiboko is the source of this 2114-nucleotide messenger RNA. It is a transcript of the gene SLC1A4, whose product is annotated as solute carrier family 1 member 4. Gene Ontology annotation, cellular component: plasma membrane. The record is from RefSeq and is a predicted model, not a curated record. Gene Ontology annotation, biological process: L-serine transport; L-glutamate transmembrane transport. Gene Ontology annotation, molecular function: L-aspartate transmembrane transporter activity; L-serine transmembrane transporter activity; symporter activity. Bases 251 to 1843 code for a protein of 530 amino acids. The transcript is spliced from 8 exons. NCBI's taxonomy places the organism in Eukaryota, Metazoa, Chordata, Mammalia, Artiodactyla, Hippopotamidae.